Molecule: messenger RNA, 243 nt
Organism: Oppiella nova
Lineage: Eukaryota; Metazoa; Arthropoda; Arachnida; Sarcoptiformes; Oppiidae
Source: the annotation of a GenBank genome assembly
AUGGGAUCCAUAAUAGCGAUUCCCAUAAUACUAGGAAUGACACGUUUGGUGAAAUCGGUGUAUAGAGUGAACCGUGAAAUCAAUGGCCAAUGGUUUCGGCGUCAGAAUAAGAGCAACAGAAUCGUGAGACACGACGUCUGGAGUGAUGGCAUCAGAGACGCCGGUAUUCUUCCCUUUCCUCACGAAUGGGACUAUGAUUUGCCACAAAAGAGUAGAUCACCUUUCAGAGUAGAUCACCUGUAA